CGCGCCAAAGUGGACGCGCGAAUUUUCCUCUCUCCGUUUCGUGAGAUAACAUAAGUACCGUAUAGUUAACCCUUGGUGCACGUGUGAGACAUUUCACCGAAAUUUUCAUGUCGCGCGAAACUGUGCUUGCUCCCCUUGGCAGUGCCAGGAGACAGUGGAGCUCUCGACGUUGAUCUGUCGUUCCACCCUCGCAGCACCACACCGAAAGUGAACAAAAGAGUAAAGUAACGGAAUAGAGUGUGAGGAUAGGCUCACAGAGACAGCAAUGUUGGCAUUACGGGAGGAGGCUGUGUCAUCGGGGCCAACGGGCCCUUCGUCCGUCACUUGGUUUUAUUUGAGCUUCGAAUUUCUCUUGGGACUCGCCGUUUCCGGAUUCCUCGUCCUUCUCGCUGCAGUCAAGUCUGCACUACCCAAGCCACCCCGUGACCUCACCGGUGACGUCGUGCUGGUAACAGGAGCCACCUCGAGCUUAGGCUCGUCGCUGGCCGAGGAGUUCGCCCGAGGGGGCUGCUCGGUGAUCUGCGUGGACGGGGCCGAGAGCAACGUCGAGGAGACGGCUUCGCGCGUACGCGCCCGAUACCCGGGGAUGGAGCGGAUCGGCCCGAGGUACCGGGACGCCAAGGGAGUAACGUCGAGGGUACGGCGCCCACUGGCCAAUGGCGGGUUGGCAUAUCGCUGCAACCUCUGGGACAGGGACGAGAUAAAGGAGUUGGCCGAGAAGGUCAGGGAGGACGUGGGCCGGGUAGACGUGCUCGUCACCUGCGCCGGCAGUUCGGGCCAGGGGCUCCUCGACACCAUCAGCCAGACCCUCAUGAGCCACUACUGGACGGUACUGGCCUUUCUGCCGUCGAUGCUCAACCGCGAGAGAGCCCACGUCAUUGGAGUCACGCCAAGCGUUUCCACGGAGGACGCCUACAUGGGCUCGAAAGCCGCGAUCGCAGGAUUGAUGGAGAGUCUCGGGGAGCAGUUGAGCGGUCGCGGGAGUAGACUGACGUUUAUGACUGUGGCGCCGAGAGCCGAGCCGAGGUCGAUCGAGCAAAACGAGCGGGAAAUCGCCAAAGGAGUCGUACAGGCCGUCCAACGGGAUAUGUGCUGCAUCAGCACGACCUGGAGCUCCAAGGUGUUUUAUCAGCUCAGCUGUAAGCUGUACGCGGGAAUAACGGCGUUCACGAGGUGGCUGGACACGUGAAAAUUCUCAAAUUCGCAUCACGAAGGGGGGAGGGGGUGUGGUGUGUACCAGACAAUGGAAAAAGCACACAAUGCGAGGUAUCACCACAGCCACGAGUACUUAUUUAAAAAAAAAAGAAGAAAAAUGUGGUGAAUAAUAUCACAAAGCACAUACAUAUAUUUAUUAUCUAUAGCAAAGUAAGGUUGAUUUAGCGUUUGUUUGUUUUUUGUAUGAAUUUCUCGUAGAGGUACGAAUCGCAUUGUCGUCUAAAAUAACAAAAUAAAAGCUCCCACUCGGACGCUCCGAGAUGUUGAUGCAAG
Copidosoma floridanum is the source of this 1488-nucleotide messenger RNA. RefSeq names its product retinol dehydrogenase 10. The record is from RefSeq and is a predicted model, not a curated record. Gene Ontology annotation, molecular function: oxidoreductase activity, acting on the CH-OH group of donors, NAD or NADP as acceptor. Gene Ontology annotation, cellular component: lipid droplet. NCBI's taxonomy places the organism in Eukaryota, Metazoa, Arthropoda, Insecta, Hymenoptera, Encyrtidae.